AUGCCGUAUAACAAUGCGCCCAUCGAGCGGUCUGAUGAGAUCAAGGGCACAUCGGCUCUUCCACUUGCGAGGGUGAAAAAGAUCAUUGCGAUGGACGAUGAGAUUGGGCAAUGUUCCACCACCGGUGCCUUCGCAAUCUCAGUUGCUACAGAGAUCUUCAUCCGCUACCUAACAGAACAAGCAUAUAAUGUCGUCAAAUCCGAGCGGAAACCGCGGCGAAAUAUUGCAUAUAAAGAUGUCGCCACGGCGAUAUCUAGAAUUGACAAUCUUGAAUUCCUGUCCGAUACUGUCCCCAAGACCAAGACAUAUCGCCAAUAUAGGGAAGAAAAGGCCCGAGAAGCCGCCGCGCAAGCGGCAUCGUCUUCGGGAGCAACUAACGGAGCGGGCGCAGAGAAUGGUUCGAUCUCGAUACAGGACAUGAUGAAGAACCAGCAGCAAAACGGCAACGGCGUCAAUGGGGUCAACGGCUCUUCACAUGCCGACGGCACAGACCCAAGCGGCCCAGUUGCCCACAGGUCGGCUCAUCAGCGGACUCACAGCCAUCCUGACCCGGUCCGAGACAUCGAGAUGAGUGGCUAG
Molecule: messenger RNA, 579 nt
Organism: Exophiala dermatitidis NIH/UT8656
Lineage: Eukaryota; Fungi; Ascomycota; Eurotiomycetes; Chaetothyriales; Herpotrichiellaceae
Product: DNA polymerase epsilon subunit 4
Exons: 4
Coding region: 1-579 (192 amino acids)
Cellular component (GO): CHRAC; nucleus
Molecular function (GO): protein heterodimerization activity
Source: RefSeq, a predicted model, not a curated record